Molecule: messenger RNA, 1155 nt
Organism: Periconia digitata
Lineage: Eukaryota; Fungi; Ascomycota; Dothideomycetes; Pleosporales; Periconiaceae
Source: the annotation of a GenBank genome assembly
CCUUGCCUCCUCGUCUAUCCAUCCGUCCCAACACAUAUACACCUCUGGUCCAUCAUGCCCGCUUUUCGUCCAGCCACCACAGCUCUGCGGAGCAUCUCUAGAGCUCCAGCGCAUGCUCGCUGCUACUCACUCGCGGUUUCUCCUGCCUCUCCACCCACCUCGCCUUUUGCACCUCGCCAUUUUCUAUCAAUAGCUGAUCUGACUCCUGCCGAACUCGUCACUCUCGUCCGCAAUGCUCACAAGCACAAGACGGCCAUCAAGUCGGGCACUGGCGAGAUACCACAUGGUCUUCGGCAUGCCCUGGCAGGCAAAACCGUGGCCAUGACCUUCAGCAAGCGUAGUACUCGCACCAGGGUCUCUACAGAGGGCGCAAUAGCAGCUCUGGGUGGCUCACCUAUGUUUUUGGGCAAGGACGAUAUCCAAUUAGGUGUGAACGAGUCACUCUACGACACCUCAGUAAUCAUCUCCAGCAUGACCGCCGCCAUCGUAGCUAGGGUUGGCCCGCACUCCGAUGUAGCAGAUCUCGCCAAACACUCGUCCGUUCCCGUCAUCAACGCCCUGUCCGAUCUCUACCAUCCGCUUCAGACCAUUGCAGACGUGCUCACCAUUUCCGAAGUCAACCUCUCUAGCUCCUCGUCAUCGCUGGGUCUGGAAGGUAUGAAGAUUGCCUGGGUUGGCGAUGCAAACAAUGUCCUCUACGAUCUUGCUAUCGCUGCAACGAAGCUUGGCAUCGAUAUCUCCGUGGCAACCCCCAAAGGCUAUGGAAUCCCUGAUGCUGUACGUGGAAUGAUCCAGCAAAUUGCUAGCGAGACCCCGAACAGUGGGAAAUUGUUCGAGACCAACACACCAGAGGAGGCCAUCAAAAACACCGAUAUCAUUGUAACAGACACAUGGGUAUCCAUGGGCCAGGAAGAGGAGACGGCGAAGAGGAUGAAAGCUUUCGAAGGCUUUCAAGUCACUUCGGAAUUGGCAAAGCGGGGAGGUGCAAAGGAGAAUUGGUCUUUCAUGCAUUGCUUGCCCCGCCACCCUGAGGAAGUUAGCGAUGAGGUUUUCUAUGGUCCACGAUCCGUUGUGUUCCGUGAGGGAGAGAACAGAUUGUGGUCUGCUAUUGCUGCGUUGGAAGCAUUCGUGGUGAACAAGGGCAAGAUAUCAUGA